AUGAGCCGUCCUUCAGCUUCAGCUUCAACUUCAAGUAGCAGUAGAAGUUCAAGAUCUAGAUAUGGAAAAGAAGUCAAAGAAUUAUAAGAUGCCUUAAAUUAAAACAAAAUAGAGUCUAAAAGAGAUGCCAUCAGAAAAGUACUUUGAAUUAUAAUUCUUAGAUUAUUGAUGCUAUGACAAGAGGCAAAGAUGUUAGUAUGUUAUUUCCAGAUGUAGCAAAGAAUAUGGAAACAUCAAAUUUAGAAUUAAAAAAGUUAGUGUACUUGUACAUAAUCAAUUAUGCCAAAAUUAUGCCUGAUCUUGCUGUUAUGGCUGUCAAUAGUUUUCGUAAGGAUGCAAGAGAUAAGACAAAUCCAUUUCUUAGAGCUUUAGCUAUCAGAACAAUGGGAUGUAUUAGAGUAAAAUUAAUCACAGAAUAUUUAUUGGAUCCUUUAAAAGAAUCCAUAAAAGUAAUUAAUCUAAAUAUAUUAUAAGGAUGAAGAUUCAUAUGUAAGAAAGACAGCAGCUAUUUGCAUUUCUAAAUUAUAUGAUGUAUCACCUGAACUCAUUGAAGAAUAAGGUUUAUUGAAACUUUUGGAGAAUUUGUUGAAUGAUGGAAAUGCAAUGGUUGUUGCAAAUGCUGUAUGUGCAUUAUUGAUUGUUCAAGAAUCAAAAGGAACAACUAUGUUAUAAUUGAAUCCUUAUACAAUUUAAAAAAUAUUGACAGCUAUGAAUGAAUGCAAUGAAUGGGGUGUUAUAUAUUGUUUAGAUGCUUUGGCUAUGUAUAUUCCUGAAGAUGGAAAAGAAGCAGAAGCGUAAUUUAUAAUUAUAUUUUAAGAAUAUUAGAAAGAGUUAGUCCUAGAUUAAAUCAUAAUAAUCCUGGAGUAGUAUUAUCAGCAUGUAAAAUUAUGAUGAAAUUUUUGGAUUAUCUUUAAAAUCCAGAAACUAUUAGAUAAAAUGCACUUAAAAUGACUGCUCCAUUGAUUUCACUUUUAAGUUUAGGUAAAGAACCAGAAAUUUAAUAUGUUGCAUUAAAAAAUAUUAAUUUGAUUAUUUAAAAGAGACCAAUUAUCAUUGAAAAAGAUAUUAAAGUAUUCUUUUGCAAUUUUAAUGAUCCAAUAUAUAUCAAAUUAUAAAAAUUAGAAGUCUUAUCAAAAUUAGCUAAUAAUGAUAAUAUUCAAUAGAUUUUACAUGAAUUAAAAGAAUAUACUUAAGAAGUAGAUGUAGAAUUUGUAAGAAAAUCAGUUAGAACAAUUGGAAGAUGUGCUAUCAAAUUAGAAAAAGCAGCAGAAAAAUGUGUUACAGCUCUAUGGGAAUGUUUAAAAACUAAAGUUAAUUAUGUUGUUAUGGAAAGCAUUAUAGUUAUUAGAGAUAUAUUUAGAAAGUAUCCUAGAAAAUAUGAAAUGAUUCUUAAAGAUUUAUGUGAAAAUCUAAAAAGUCUUGAAGAUCCAGAAGCAAAGGCCUCCAUGAUUUGGAUUAUUGGAGAAUAUGUUGAUACAAUAGAAAAUGCUGAUUCUCUUUUAGCCAAUUUCAGUGAAAAGUAAUUUUGAUAUUUAAUUAUAAGUUUUAAAGAUGAACCUGCAAAUGUAUAACAUUAAAUUUUAGUUGCUGUUAUGAAAUUAUUUUUAUAAAGACCUAAUGAUGGAAAAGAAUUAAUUCAUAAUCUAUUAAAAACAGCUACUAUUGAAUGUGAAAAUCCAGAUCUUAGAGAUAGAGCAUAUAUAUAUUGGAGAAUGUUAUCUACUGAUCCAGAAUUAGCUAAAAAAAUAGUUUUUACAGAAAGACCAACUAUAUCUGAUUCCAGUUAUACAAUUGAAAAUGAACUAUUAGAUAAAUUAAUAGAAAAUAUUGGAAAUUUAAGUUCUGUUUAUACUAAAAAACCUGAAAGUUUUGUUAAAAAAUUAAGAGAUGUUUUAAAUUCUAAAAUUGCUGAUAAAAUUGAUGAUGUCUAUGAUUAAGAUUAAUUAAUGGAAGGAAAACCUGAAGAUUAUAGUGAUUAAUAAGGAGGAUAAUCAAAUGUUUAUGAAAAUAAUUAUGAUACAUCAUCGUAGAUUUAAUCUUAAAUUUAAUAAUCAUAAAUAUAAUAAGUUUCUUAAAAAAUUGAUUUAUUAGAAUUAGAUGAUAAUUAACCAUAAUAACCAUAAUAANUUAUAUUUUAAGAAUAUUAGAAAGAGUUAGUCCUAGAUUAAAUCAUAAUAAUCCUGGAGUAGUAUUAUCAGCAUGUAAAAUUAUGAUGAAAUUUUUGGAUUAUCUUUAAAAUCCAGAAACUAUUAGAUAAAAUGCACUUAAAAUGACUGCUCCAUUGAUUUCACUUUUAAGUUUAGGUAAAGAACCAGAAAUUUAAUAUGUUGCAUUAAAAAAUAUUAAUUUGAUUAUUUAAAAGAGACCAAUUAUCAUUGAAAAAGAUAUUAAAGUAUUCUUUUGCAAUUUUAAUGAUCCAAUAUAUAUCAAAUUAUAAAAAUUAGAAGUCUUAUCAAAAUUAGCUAAUAAUGAUAAUAUUCAAUAGAUUUUACAUGAAUUAAAAGAAUAUACUUAAGAAGUAGAUGUAGAAUUUGUAAGAAAAUCAGUUAGAACAAUUGGAAGAUGUGCUAUCAAAUUAGAAAAAGCAGCAGAAAAAUGUGUUACAGCUCUAUGGGAAUGUUUAAAAACUAAAGUUAAUUAUGUUGUUAUGGAAAGCAUUAUUGUUAUUAGAGAUAUAUUUAGAAAGUAUCCUAGAAAAUAUGAAAUGAUUCUUAAAGAUCUUUGUGAAAAUCUAAAAAGUCUUGAAGAUCCAGAAGCAAAGGCCUCCAUGAUUUGGAUUAUUGGAGAAUAUGUUGAUACAAUAGAAAAUGCUGAUUCUCUUUUAGCCAAUUUCAGUGAAAAGUAAUUUUGAUAUUUAAUUAUAAGUUUUAAAGAUGAACCUGCAAAUGUAUAACAUUAAAUUUUAGUUGCUGUUAUGAAAUUAUUUUUAUAAAGACCUAAUGAUGGAAAAGAAUUAAUUCAUAAUCUAUUAAAAACAGCUACUAUUGAAUGUGAAAAUCCAGAUCUUAGAGAUAGAGCAUAUAUAUAUUGGAGAAUGUUAUCUACUGAUCCAGAAUUAGCUAAAAAAAUAGUUUUUACAGAAAGACCAACUAUAUCUGAUUCCAGUUAUACAAUUGAAAAUGAACUAUUAGAUAAAUUAAUAGAAAAUAUUGGAAAUUUAAGUUCUGUUUAUACUAAAAAACCUGAAAGUUUUGUUAAAAAAUUAAGAGAUGUUUUAAAUUCUAAAAUUGCUGAUAAAAUUGAUGAUGUCUAUGAUUAAGAUUAAUUAAUGGAAGGAAAACCUGAAGAUUAUAGUGAUUAAUAAGGAGGAUAAUCAAAUGUUUAUGAAAAUAAUUAUGAUACAUCAUCGUAGAUUUAAUCUUAAAUUUAAUAAUCAUAAAUAUAAUAAGUUUCUUAAAAAAUUGAUUUAUUAGAAUUAGAUGAUAAUUAACCAUAAUAACCAUAAUAAUAAUAAUAAUAAUAAUAACCAUAAAUAUAAACAUAAAUACCUACUUAAUCUAUUUAAAAUAUUAGAAUACCAUUUGCUGAAGUAUUGACUGCUAAUACUCCAGGUUCACAAACACAAGUUUAAGGUCUAUAAAUUGAAACUGCAUUCCAAAAAAAUGGUGAUAAAAUUGUACUUGAUCUAAAAAUUACAAAUAAAACAUAAGAUAAAACAUUCUCAGAUUUUGGAAUCAAAUUUAAUAAAAAUCCAUUCAAAUUAUAACCUGAUACUAUUGAAAUAUAAUGUCAACCUGUAUUUCCAGGUUAAACACAAAUUGCUUAAUCAUUAAUCAAUACAAAUGGACCUGCCUUUGAAGAACCACCAUAAAUGCCAUAUAAAAUUUAAGUUGCUCUAAAAACUAAUUUGGAUGUAUUCUAUUUCUUUAUACCAAUGUCUUUAAGUGUGUUAUUUGUAUUAUAAAUAUUAAUAAUUUUAGAGUAGCACUGCAAGUAUCACUUAAUAAAAAUUCAUAGAAUUGAGUCAAGCAUAAAAUAUAGCCAGAAAAUAAGAAGUCCUCCAGAUUUAAAUUGAUCCAUAAAGAGUAUUAUAUUCUGAUCAUAAUUUUAGAUGAAAGAAAGGUUGGAACGCAAUUACUUUUUCUUAAUUGGAGUGAGAAAAGAUGAAAGGGGUGUUGAAUUACUAUCCUAUGCAGCAUCAUUAGUUAAUGGAAUGCCAUUAUUGGUAAAUGUAAUCCAUACACCAACAGCAAUCAAUUUGCAACUAUAAGUUCCUCAUCCCACAUUAAUGCCAUUAUUAUAUUAAGCAAUAGGAUUUAUUUUAACAUUAAAUUGAUAUAUAUAUCAUAAAAUC
Paramecium primaurelia is the source of this 4294-nucleotide messenger RNA. The record is from the annotation of a GenBank genome assembly. NCBI's taxonomy places the organism in Eukaryota, Ciliophora, Oligohymenophorea, Peniculida, Parameciidae.